AUGGAGUACACAUGCAAGGACUUCAAGGUAGGAAAAUGUGAAGGUGAAAAGGUGGUGGAUGGUGAGACCAUGCCACUAGUCCUACAACCAACAGAGCCUAGCAACAAUGACUUGGAAACCCUUCUUGAGGCUCUGAAGAAGAAUAAAGAAUGGUUUGAGCAAAUGAUCAUCAAGAACAGUGCUGUGCUCCUCCGAGGCUACGACGUACAGAACGCCGUAGACUUCAAUGAGAUCGUCGAAGCUUUCGGCUGGGACGACAUCCGGUACGUCGGGCCGGCGCCGAGGACUCAUGUCCACAAACGAGUGUGGACUGCCAAUGAAGGACCCCUCUCUCAGUUCAUAUAUUAUCACCAUGAAAUGGUCCUGAUGAAUGAAACUCCGAAUAAAGUGAUUCUUUUUUGCGAGGUUCCACCACCAGAAGGUGGAGAGACACCGUUCGUGCCAAGCUUUAGGGUUACAGAAAGGAUGUUAGAAGAGUUACCAGAAGCUGUGGAGGAGAUGGAGAAGAAAGGUCUGAAAUACACUCUCACAGCUGUUAGCAAGAAUGAUACUUCUUCCAUGAGAGGUCGAGGUUGGGAAGAUGCUUUUGGUACAUCAGACCAUGCAGAAGCUGAGAAAAGGGCUAAGGCUAUGGGGAUGGACAUCGAAUGGCUCCCAAAUAACGGGGCGAAAACAAUCUUGGGCCCGCGAUCUCUAACCAAGGUGUUUGACGGAAGAAAGGGGCGAAGAAUGUGGUUCAACACUGUCGUUGGCAUGCAUGGGAAGGAGAUCAGCUCGGCAACGAUGGCCGACGGAACCGAGAUACCGGAGAAGGUGGCGAAGAGGUGUGAAGAGAUCAUUGAAGAAGAGAGCAUCCAGUUCAAGUGGGAGAAGGGUGAUGUGCUGUUCCUAGAUAACUUGGCUUUGCUCCAUGGUAGAAGGCCUUCUCUUCCUCCUAGAAAAGUCUUGGUUGCUACUUGCAUGUAG
This is a messenger RNA of Ilex paraguariensis (yerba mate), 966 nucleotides long. The record is from the annotation of a GenBank genome assembly. Lineage: Eukaryota; Viridiplantae; Streptophyta; Magnoliopsida; Aquifoliales; Aquifoliaceae.